Recurvomyces mirabilis is the source of this 819-nucleotide messenger RNA. RefSeq lists its product as uncharacterized. The transcript has a single exon. Lineage: Eukaryota; Fungi; Ascomycota; Dothideomycetes; Mycosphaerellales; Teratosphaeriaceae. The record is from RefSeq and is a predicted model, not a curated record. The coding region runs from base 1 to 819 and encodes 272 amino acids.
AUGGCCCCUGCGGACGACAUCGUCUUCUACGACAUUGCCUCGAAGCAGCCAUUGACCACGUUUGGACCAAACCCAUGGAAGACACGAUUGGCGUUGAACUUCAAAGGCCUUCCGUACAAGACACAAUGGGUGCAGAUGCCAGACAUUAGCAAGGUGCGAGAAGAGCUUGGCAUCCCUGCUAAUCGGACGCUACCUGAUGGCACUCCCUACCACACACUGCCUGCCAUGAACGACAAUGGCACAUUGGUUGGCGACUCGUUCGAGAUAGCUCUUCAUCUUGAUGCUGCUCACCCUAACACACCACGCCUCUUCCGUCCUAACACAUACGGUCUCACUGCAGCAUUCAAUGCCUACGUCGAUGGCAUCUUCACCAAGCAUGUUGGCUUGAGCACCAAGAUGCCCUUCGAUGCUGCCGUCGAAGAGGAGGUCAUGGCGAUCUUCGCCAAGAGAGCUGGAGUGGAGAAGCUGGAUGACGUGCAGCCCAGUGAAGAGGAGCGCAAAUCACUUCUGAGCACGUUCGAGUCCGCUCUUGGCGAGCUGGCAAAGGCUUAUCAGCAUACUGGUGGCACGACAGACUGGAUCUGGCGGCCUAAUGGCACAGAUCAGGCUCAAAGGCAGCGCCCGCCGGCUGGUCGCAAGGGUACCGAAAUCCAGUUGGAUGGCGACGAGUUCGUGUAUGCCGAUUUCAUUGUCGGUGCUUGGCUUAAGAUGAUGGAGGGGAGUAUACCGGAUAAUGAGUGGCAGCUCGUGAGAGGGUGGCAUGGUGGCAUAUGGGGGAGGCUUGUGGAUGCGCUUGAGCCAUUGACGGUCAUGAGAUGA